UAAAUUUUUACUUAAAUUGAUUCACUCGACGUUCACUCUACGCAGACCAGUUCCUUUUUCCUUCUUUUUCUCUUCUGUAAGAACUCACACCCCAUCGACACCAUGACUAGUCCUUCUGCUUCAUCUCGCAAGGUUUUGAGCAAGAUCGCUUGUAAUCGGUUGCAAAAGGAGCUAAUGGAAUGGCAGGUUAAUCCUCCUGCUGGAUUUAAACAUAAAGUUACUGAUAAUCUUCAAAGAUGGAUCAUUGAAGUGAAUGGGGCACCAGGAACUUUGUAUGCUAAUGAGAUGUAUCAGCUUCAGGUUGAUUUUCCUGAGCAUUACCCUAUGGAAGCCCCUCAAGUUGUUUUUAUCCAUCCAGCUCCAUUGCAUCCUCACAUUUAUAGCAAUGGACAUAUCUGUUUAGAUAUCCUGUAUGAUUCAUGGUCCCCUGCCAUGACUGUAAGUUCCAUCUGCAUCAGCAUUCUCUCAAUGUUGUCUAGCUCAACUGUGAAGCAACGUCCUGCGGACAACGAUCGCUAUGUGAAGAACUGCAAAAACGGCAGGUCUCCCAAAGAGACGAGAUGGUGGUUCCAUGACGAUAAAGUGUAGUAACAUUAGCUACACAUGAUUGCAACAGUAGUGACUCCAACUCCCAUACCUACUGAAAAGUUCUCUUUUCCCUCCCAAAAAGCAAAGAGAAUUUGGUUCAUAAAGAAAUAGUAAUAGAAGAACAACCGACAUUCUGAAUUUGCCAGUUUGCAUUGUAUGCUGAGCAAAAUUUUAAAGCUGCUAUAAAGCAGCCUUAACUUGUAUAGCAGUGUAAGUGCUUCUGGUUGAAUGUGAUACAGAAGCAUAGGUUGGAAAAUUGUGUUUUAUGCUAUAAUGGCUGUGGCCUUAAAACCCAGCCCUUUAUCGUCCACCUUAGCGUGCGAUGUACCUAUGUAUCUAACUUUGCUUUGCUUGAUUAAAAGUUGGAGUUAAAAGUUCUACUACGAAA
Solanum pennellii is the source of this 976-nucleotide messenger RNA. Its product is annotated as probable ubiquitin-conjugating enzyme E2 16. NCBI's taxonomy places the organism in Eukaryota, Viridiplantae, Streptophyta, Magnoliopsida, Solanales, Solanaceae. The transcript has 6 exons. The record is from RefSeq and is a predicted model, not a curated record. Bases 103 to 588 code for a protein of 161 amino acids.